This is a messenger RNA of Hyla sarda, 734 nucleotides long. RefSeq lists its product as uncharacterized. Bases 1 to 618 code for a protein of 205 amino acids. The record is from RefSeq and is a predicted model, not a curated record. The transcript has 6 exons. Lineage: Eukaryota; Metazoa; Chordata; Amphibia; Anura; Hylidae.
AUGUGUACUGACAAGCAUAAGAGAGGAUCCAAUUACCACAGCACCACUCCAGAAGAAGGAAACCGCCCUAAGUUUCCAAAACUAGUCGAGGGUAUUGUGGACCAUAGGAGCCGCCGUAGUGACGUCAUAUCUCCUCACUUUGCUUUCAAACUGCACAGCAGCUUGGUUGAGACGCCACCGGCCAGGGUGAUCUCCCGCUGCACCCCAGGAGGAAACUCCACAGACACCGAGACGGAACAACAGCACAAGGAAAUCACCAGGAUCGGAGGACCGCACAUACCGCCAAUGACCGACUUCCUCUCCCACACUCCUCCACCACGGGGACAGGGACACCACCUCCACCAGACACCUCCAUUGUCCACAGUGACUGUGUACCAGACACUCUCUCACAUUUCUGCCUCUGCGAUAGGUCACACUUGGACCCGCGGUUUUAGGGUAGAGAAAGGUGGAAGUACCGCUGACCGGACUCCUGUCUCGUUCUCGUCCAGAAGAUCCAUAAGACUUCCUCUCCCACACUCCUCCACCACGGGGACAGGGACACCACCUCCAUCAGACACCUCCAUUGUCCACAGAAAUGAAAUCUCGCGAGAGACGUACCUGUAUAAUAGGUGGUGGUAGGUUCACAGGAACUAUAUUGAAAAAGGGAGGAGACUCCUGAAACGUCCAGCAGCACGCAUGACGGCGAGCACUUCCACACCCCCUCAGAAUUAGCGUCCACAUGGCCAGGAACAUGC